Chinchilla lanigera (long-tailed chinchilla) is the source of this 3909-nucleotide messenger RNA. It is a transcript of the gene Pde8b, whose product is annotated as phosphodiesterase 8B. The record is from RefSeq and is a predicted model, not a curated record. NCBI's taxonomy places the organism in Eukaryota, Metazoa, Chordata, Mammalia, Rodentia, Chinchillidae. Gene Ontology annotation, biological process: signal transduction. Gene Ontology annotation, molecular function: 3',5'-cyclic-AMP phosphodiesterase activity.
CAGGUGUCUUCUGCAGAGGUGCGCAUUGGGCCUAUGAGACUGACGCAGGACCCGAUUCAGGUCUUGCUGAUUUUUGCAAAGGAAGAUAGUCAGAGCGACGGCUUCUGGUGGGCCUGCGACAGAGCCGGCUACAGAUGCAACAUUGCUCGGACCCCGGAGUCAGCUCUCGAGUGUUUUCUAGACAAGCAUCACGAAAUUAUUGUGAUCGAUCACAGGCAGACUCGGAACUUCAAUGCAGAAGCGGUGUGCAGGUCGAUCCGGGCCACGAACCCCUCAGAGCACACGGUGAUCCUCGCGGUGGUGUCACCAGUAUCUGAUGACCAUGAAGAGGCCUCAGUCCUUCCUCUUCUCCACGCAGGCUUCAACCGGAGAUUUAUGGAGAAUAGCAGCAUAAUUGCUUGCUAUAAUGAGCUUAUUCAAAUAGAACAUGGAGAAGUUCGCUCACAGUUCAAGUUACGGGCCUGUAAUUCAGUGUUUACAGCGUUAGACCACUGUCAUGAAGCCAUAGAAAUAACAAGUGAUGACCAUGUGAUUCAGUAUGUCAACCCAGCCUUCGAGAGGAUGAUGGGCUACCACAAAGGGGAGCUCCUGGGGAAAGAACUUGCCGAGCUGCCCAAGAGCGACAAGAACCGGGCAGACCUUCUUGACACCAUCAAUACCUGCAUCAAGAAGGGAAAGGAGUGGCAGGGGGUUUACUAUGCCCAACGGAAGUCCGGGGACAGCAUCCAACAGCACGUGAAGAUCACCCCAGUGAUUGGCCAAGGAGGGAAAAUUAGGCAUUUUGUCUCACUCAAGAAGCUGUGUUGCACCACUGACAAUAAUAAGCAGAUGCACAAGAUUCACCGUGAUUCCGGAGACAAUUCUCAGACAGAGCUUCACUCCCUCCGACACAAGAACAGGAGGAAGGAGUCCAUCGAUGUGAAGUCCAUAUCGUCCCGGGGCAGCGAUGCCCCGAGCCUGCAGAACCGUCGCUACCCAUCUAUGGCAAGGAUCCACUCCAUGACCAUCGAGGCGCCCAUCACGAAGGUUAUAAAUAUAAUCAACGCGGCCCAGGAAAACAGCCCAGUCACAGUUGCAGAAGCUUUGGACAGAGUUCUGGAAAUUUUACGAACCACAGAGCUCUACUCUCCUCAGCUGGGAACCAAAGAUGAAGACCCGCACACCAGUGACCUGGUUGGAGGCCUGAUGACUGAUGGCUUGAGAAGACUGUCGGGAAACGAGUAUGUAUUCACAAAGAAUGUGCACCAGAGCCAUAGUCACCUCGCAGUGCCCGUCACCAUCAGCGAUGUCCCCCCGUGUAUCGCGCAGCUGCUCGACAACGAGGAAAGCUGGGACUUCAAUGUCUUCGAGUUGGAAGCAGUCACACACAAAAGGCCACUGGUUUACUUGGGCUUAAAGGUCUUCUCUCGGUUCGGAGUAUGUGAAUUUUUAAACUGUUCUGAAGCCACUCUUCGGGCCUGGCUCCAAGUGAUUGAAGCAAACUACCACUCCUCCAACGCCUAUCACAACUCCACCCACGCUGCCGAUGUCCUGCACGCCACGGCUUUCUUCCUUGGAAAGGAAAGAGUCAAGGGAAGCCUCGACCAGCUGGAUGAGGUGGCUGCGCUGAUCGCUGCCACCGUCCACGACGUGGAUCACCCCGGCAGAACCAACUCGUUCCUGUGCAACGCGGGCAGCGAGCUCGCUGUGCUCUACAACGACACUGCGGUGCUGGAGAGUCACCACACGGCCCUGGCCUUCCAGCUCACAGUCAAGGACGCCAAGUGCAACAUUUUCAAGAACAUUGACAGGAACCAUUAUCGAACACUGCGCCAGGCCAUUAUUGACAUGGUUUUGGCCACAGAGAUGACGAAACACUUUGAACAUGUGAACAAAUUUGUGAACAGCAUCAACAAGCCAUUGGCAGCUGAGAUUGAGGGCGGUGACUGUGAGUGUGGCCCGGUGGGGAAGAGCUUCCCGGAGAACCAGAUCCUCAUCAAGCGCAUGAUGAUCAAGUGUGCAGACGUGGCCAACCCCUGCCGCCCCCUGGACCUGUGCAUCGAGUGGGCCGGGAGGAUCUCCGAGGAGUACUUCGCGCAGACGGAUGAGGAGAAGAGACAGGGGCUCCCUGUGGUGAUGCCCGUGUUCGACCGCAACACCUGCAGCAUCCCCAAGUCCCAGAUCUCCUUCAUUGACUACUUCAUCACAGACAUGUUUGAUGCUUGGGAUGCCUUCGCCCACCUGCCAGCCCUCAUGCAGCACCUGGCCGAUAACUACAAACACUGGAAGACAUUAGAUGACCUGAAGUGCAAAAGUCUGAGGCUGCCAUCUGACAGCUAAGCCUGCAGAGCAGCGACCUCUCCCACAAGGGCACUGUGAAUCACAGGCGUGUACGCGGAGGCUGUCCUUUGUAACACCCUGACGUGUGUAGGCUAAGGAGCUAAUGAUUGAUAUUUGACCUUGAAUCAUGCAAGUCCUCAAAUUUCAGUUUAGCAAGUUAAAUACCAUGAAGAAAAACACACAUUCUUUUGAAUAGUCAUUUAGUAGCAGAACAAACACUUGGCAGAUCUCUUGUGCCAUCGUCCUGUGUGCCUGUCACACUAUGGAGCUGAGUCACUGUAACUGCAGGACACAGCAAGACCCAGUGCCAAUGAGGCCAGCCCCACUAGCUUAGCCAGUGUUUGGUUCAUCUCUUCCCGUAAAAAUCACCAUUGCUAUUUAGCUUGACUGUCCUCAAGAGCAUCAGUCUGCAGGAUUCCUAAGAAGCUUAUCUGAACGGAUAUACCUAAGGAAAAAGUUACAUAAAACGAGCAAAACACCUAGGACCAAAUUAUUGAUAAACUAGUUAGUUUCACAGCUUCCAUGGCGAGGUGGUCUUCUGUUCCGUGGUGUGACACCCCAGUUAGAGGGCAGACUUAGCCUGGUGAGCGCCGGCUCCCAGAUGCCAGAAGCCUGUGUGGCCCUCUUUGGUGUAAACAGAAGUCAUCUGUGAAGGGGCAGGGCGGCAUCUGGCGUGGGGGGCCCACGCGAUUCCCUUCUGGCUUACUGAGGCAGGCAUGAGGCAUUAUGCUAUUAUACAAAAGCCAUCAAAUCUGAAUGCCCUUGGACAAGCAUUUUUUAAAAAAGAAAAAAAUUUAUAUACAUUUGCUGUUUAAAAUUUUUAUUAAAACAAUCUAAAUUUCCUGGGUCUAAGCCCAUGGAGUUUGUUGUACCGUGCGCCACCUCUACGUAUAUAUUUGGGGAAGGCAUGGGGAUGUUUCAAGGUUCAGAUAUAUUUAACUUGUCUAUAUUUGGAUCAUGCUGUCUGCUCUAGUGGCAGAUAAAAGGCACUGCAGGAUGUACAGAUACAUCAGCAAAUAAGACUAUGGGAAGGGAGUAAAUACUAUUUUAAGCUAUUAACUGUAUGCUAAAAGCUUCUGAAGCACAAGUGCAUAUUUUUAUACAGCUCUUUUCACAACUUUGUGUGAUCUCCAUCAAGUCAGACUUGGGAUUUUCCUUUCAUCGCCAGCCCUUCUCUACGCAUUGUGAACACUAGAAAUGUAGUAAACAAAAUAUCUUUUCUUUCUCUGUACCCUGUGCUGCAUUUCUAAGGGAUAUAAACAGAAGCUGAAAUAACUGAAUCAGUAGUUCUUUUUCCAAGUGAAAAUCAAAAUGCAGAACACGUGAAACUGGUACAUGGAAAGAAAAAAAAAUGACUUCUCAUUACAUAAUGUGCCAAUGUUUUUUUUUUCUAUGUUUUGUAUGGAAAAAAUGGAAACAUAUAUGACAAUCCCAUGCAAAGAAAUGUAUUUAAAUUAUUUUUGUUAGGCGAUGAGAACGUGCUUGGUUGGGACAGCGGCCGGCUUUGUGUUGUAAUGCCGCACUGUGCAAAUGUGUGACAAAGUGUUUUGUGAAGUACCUGUAACUAAACUCCUACAGCCAUUUCUCAUC